AUGAUGUUUAUGGUGUGUUUGGUGACGGAGCUUGUUUAUUGUGAAAAGGAAGUAAGAUGCAUAGAGAGAGAGAGGGAAGCACUCCUCCGACUCAAGGCUGCCAUUGUAGAUCGCUAUGGCAUGCUCUCUUCUUGGACCACUCCUCACUGUUGCCAAUGGCAGGGAAUUCGCUGCUCCAACCUCACUGGACAUAUUCAAAUGCUCGAUCUGCACGGAGAAUUUCAUGACGAAAUUUCUUCCAAUUUUUACAUUGAAUUUUCGUCAAAACGUUUUAUCAGCGGAGAGAUCCACAAGUCGUUGAUGGAGUUGUCACAAUUACAGUAUUUGAACCUCAGUUCUAAUUCUUUCUUAGACAGCAAUAUUCCAGAGUUUCUUGGCUCUCUUAGCAACUUGAGAUACCUCGAUCUUUCAUCGUGUGAUUUUGACGGAAAAAUUCCAACCCAAUUUGGGUCUCUUUCUCAUUUGAAAUACUUAAAUCUCGCUGGUAAUUUUUUGGAGGGUCCAAUCCCUCGUCAACUCGGAACUCUCUGUCACUUACAAUAUCUUGAUCUCCGCGGCAAUGAUUUGGAAGGGAAUAUACCAAUUCAACUCGGAAAUCUCUCUCACUUACAAUAUCUUGGUCUCCGCGGCAAUGAUUUGGAAGGGAAUAUACCAAGUCAACUUGGAAACCUGUCAAACUUACAAGAGCUUUAUAUUGGAGGUGGCGCUCUCAAAAUUGGUAAUGGAGGUCAGUGGUUAUCUAAUCUCAUUUCUUUAACCCAUCUUUACUUAUCAUCCAUAUCAAAUCUUUAUCAUUCUCCGCAAAUGAUUGGUAAGCUACCAAAAUUAAGGGAACUAAGUUUAUUCGAUUGUAGCCUUACUGAUAAUUUUUUCCUCUCUUUGAGGCCAUCUAUAUUCAAUUUUUCUACUUCCCUCACGGUCCUUGAUCUAUCCGAGAACACCCUCAUGUCAACAAUGAUAUUCCAAUGGGUGGCAAACUUCACUCCCAACCUUGUUGAGCUUCAGCUUGUUAGUAAUCUCUUGGAGGGUUCUGUACCAAAUCACUUUGGUUUGGCAAUGAAUUCACUUGAGCACCUUAACCUCCACUCUAACAGAUUCAAGGUUGAGGUUUUGCAAUCUUUCAUGAAUAUAUGCACCUUAAAAUCUUUAAGCAUGGGUGGAAACACUUUGAACCAAAGUCUUUCAUCAAUUCUUCAUAAUUUGUCUAAUGCUUGUGCGAGAAAUUCAUUACAAGAAUUGGAUCUGAGAUUUAGCCAAAUUCACGGUUCUUUACCGGAUUUCUCCAUGUUCACAACUUUGAAAAGAUUACAACUUGCUGGUAAUCAAUUAUCUGGGAAGAUACCUGAAGCCAUAUUACCAUCUCGAUUGGAGACACUGUCACUCCUAUUCAACUUUUUAGAAG
Vigna umbellata (rice bean) is the source of this 1402-nucleotide messenger RNA. The record is from RefSeq and is a predicted model, not a curated record. NCBI's taxonomy places the organism in Eukaryota, Viridiplantae, Streptophyta, Magnoliopsida, Fabales, Fabaceae.